Molecule: messenger RNA, 2028 nt
Organism: Cyphellophora attinorum
Lineage: Eukaryota; Fungi; Ascomycota; Eurotiomycetes; Chaetothyriales; Cyphellophoraceae
Exons: 1
Coding region: 1-2028 (675 amino acids)
Source: RefSeq, a predicted model, not a curated record
AUGAAUCUCGACCACAUAUUUGAACAUCCCGAAGAACUAUCUACCGAUGGCACGCCGAUCGCAGAUGUACCAGGGUUUCAGACUCCCGAAGAUGCAGCUUGUGGGCUGUGUCGUCUCUUUACUGCCCUGCAAUUUGAAUCCCAGGCCGACGGUGUUGUCAGAUCGGGUUGGUUUUCAUCAGGAGCGCAUCUCAGAGCCUUCACUUGCCUCACGAAACGAGGCUUGUCGCCGACAAGAGCACGCCUUUCUCAAAACCCGAACAUUGUCCUCAGCAUCUGGCCUGGGUCUGGAGCAGAAGACUAUUCAUGGGACGGCAUCUUCCGUACCCUCCUUAGCAACAGUGUUGUCACGAGGAGGAAGUUGCGUGAGCCCGAUACCUAUAGUCCGUGGACGUUUACAGCGCGUCUGAUCAAGCCUAAGGUCGACUACGACCUGCUGAGAGAGUGGAUCCACCUUUGCCGCAGUCAUCAUACCUUUAAUUGCGAAUUCAACACCGCUCAACGGGUGUCCGGACUGAAAGUCAUCGAUUGCGAUGCCCGAAAGAUCGUGCGACUUCCACAUGGUCGGGAUUACGUUGCGUUGAGUUAUGUAUGGGGACAAACAGUUGGCUCGAAGCCGGAGCACAACCAUCAAUCAAACGCUGCUGGCACUGCGAACGCUUUGCCUGCACUUGUUGAGGACGCAAUUAGUGUGGUGAAGAACCUCGGCCUCAAUUACCUCUGGGUGGACAAAUACUGUAUUGACCAGAGCAAUCCGGAUGAAUUAGCUCACGUGGUUGCGCAGAUGGACAAAGUCUACGAACAGGCAACAUUUACUAUUGCAGCUGCGAGCUCUGAAAGUGCUGACCAAGGAUUGCCAGGCGUCAGUAACAUCGCAAGGGAGGUGCAGCCUGCGGCUCUGGUUGGAGAUAACGUAUACAUUUCGUCUCUUCCCGAAUUGUCAACUGCCCUUGAGUCAUGCAAAUGGAUGACUCGUGGAUGGACGUAUCAGGAAUUCAUCUUGUCUCGCCGUUGUCUUGUGUUCACGAAGCUGCAGGUUUACUUUGUCUGUCGAGAAGGAUCUCGGUGCGAAGCAGUCCAAGGAACCUUAUCCGCCGUGCCUGGCACAGCAGAGGACAAAACAAUAAUCAGCACACAGUUUCUAGGUAACAAUGCAGACGUGUCACCCGGAUGGAACGCCGUUGUUGGGCAGUAUACUGCUCGUGCUUUGACGUAUGAGCAGGAUUCCCUCAACGCCUGUCGUGGAGUACUGGCGAGAAGCACAUACCGAACGUACUGGGGAGUGCCUAUUAUACAGGAGCUACGAUCAGAUGCAGUACAGAUGGCCGUCGAUGUCGAGACGGGACUCGCGUUGGGAUUGUGUUGGAGGGGUCCGAACGAUUGGAGCCCGUCAUACGACCGGGGUCACGCACAUUGGUUGGAGCCGAAAUGGACGUUGUUUGACAAAGUCAGCCCAUGGUUUGGUCGCCGUGUAGGAUUUCCAAGCUGGUCAUGGGCGGGCUGGAGCGGCACAGCUGUGUUUCCGCUACUAGCUCGGUCGUUGGAUUGGCGUCUGAUAGACGGCGAUAAACCUGCAUUCUGGUUGGAGGGACAGGACGACGGUAAGCCCCAGACAUCAUUCGAGAUCGCGUUCCAUGACACCCAGCAUUCGAAGAUUAUGCCUGAGACCUCACCAUAUCUAUGGUUGAACGCGACUGUCGUGCGCUGUCGUAUCGGAUGCAAACCUCCUGGCUUUGAGAUCCUUCAUCCAGAUCCUGACAUUACUAGAAAAUUCGAGAUCAACUGGGCCGCUGUUGAGAUUUGUAAAGGCCUCUGGCAAGAUCCGGCUUUCCAGGAACGCCUCAAGGCGGAAAUUUGGGAUGGAAUUUUGCUUUUCACCAUUCAAUAUGAAAUUCAAGACUAUCAACGACACUGCAUCAUGCUCAUCGACCAGAAAGACGACCAUUAUGAAAGAAUAGGAAUCGCUUGGUUAAAAGCCAUUGAUCUACCAGACCUUCCGACUUCCAGGAAAUGGAUUCGCUUAGGCUGA